Molecule: messenger RNA, 2716 nt
Organism: Anolis sagrei ordinatus
Lineage: Eukaryota; Metazoa; Chordata; Lepidosauria; Squamata; Anolidae
Gene: DBF4B
Product: DBF4B-CDC7 kinase regulatory subunit
Biological process (GO): positive regulation of nuclear cell cycle DNA replication; regulation of cell cycle phase transition
Cellular component (GO): Dbf4-dependent protein kinase complex
Molecular function (GO): nucleic acid binding; zinc ion binding; protein serine/threonine kinase activator activity
Source: RefSeq, a predicted model, not a curated record
CACCUCUCUUAUAUCGAAAGAACACAAAGGAGCCAAAUCAAACGACAACAAAACAACCAAGCUAUGAGUACACAUAGAAGCUGUCCCUUGGUUGGGAAAUCUUUCUACUUGGACAUCCCCAGUGGCAAGAACUUGGAUUUUUUGGCAGAAAAUGUGAAACGUCUUGGAGGGGUUAUAGAAAGUUUUCUGAGUAAGGAAGUGACCUAUGUUGUUUCCAGCAGCCAAGAGGCCAGACGGGAGAUAUGGACGGGGAAACACAUUAACAGUGGGUUGAAGGAUACACACACUGGAGUCCUAUCUUCCGCAAAACCCCAGCAGGAUCAUAGACGUCCCUUGCCAAAGCCGAUGGACACGACCUUGAACAGUCGUGGGAAAAAGCUUUUGCAUAAAGCUAUUGGCAGUCAGGAUAACAUCCCUGGAAACAGCAUCCUUGCCAGCGCGCGACUGUGGGGGAUUCAGGUUAUACAUGCAGAUGAAAUGCUGACCUAUAUACGACGGUUAUCUAAGAAGUAUCAUUCCAAGGCAAAGAUGAAAUCGUGUGUUUCUGGGUAUCAGCCUCAAAAAGUAGUCAAGCUGAGACCACAUUUCCUAAAAAUUGAAGAUGAAAGAAGGCAACUUCGUCCAUUUUUUAAACACUUCAGUUAUUUCCCUCAACUAUAUUUCCUACCUCAGAGAAGGAAGAGCCCCUUUGAACUUCCACAGAAAUCCUCCAUCUCAAAAGAACCUAAAAGCCACGGCCUAGCCAAUGGAGCAAGUCCCCUCUCUGAUGGCUGUUUCGUGCCCCAGAUGCAGAAAGGCUACUGUGAAUGUUGUGAAAAACCCUUUGCAGAACUGUGGAUGCAUCUUCACAGCCCACAACAUAAGGAAUUUGUGUCAGAUCCUUCCCACUACGCUGUUGUGGAUAGCAUCAUUUCCCAGCUGACAAAUGAGUAUGUUUUCUUGGGCACUCCAUCCCCAAGGGUGCCUCCAGCUACUGGUGAUGGAAAAUCCUUUGGAUUGCUGAAGGAGGUGAAUGAGAACGUGAUAGUACCACCUUUAGAUCAAGCACUGCAAUGUUGCAUGUCUGCUCAGGGCUCAGCAGGACACUUUGGCACCCCGAGGGACUCAACCCACUUCUUUGAGGACCAAGGCUUUCUUCAGCUAACGGCUUGGUCCCUGGAGGUGUUUGACAGCACUGUGCCCUUUGUUUUGCAGUCUCCAGGUUCAGCUUCUAACCUGCAUAAAGAGAGCAGCAUAGUGGCAAACAAUGGCUCACGGGCUAUUGGCCCUGCUGAAGACAAAUGCCAUACUACACCUGAAAAGGAGAGGGUCUUGGCACUGUCCCACAAACGGAAGAAGUCCUGGAGCCCUUUAGGUCCAGCGAAAAAGAAGCAAGCACUCACAUCAGAUAAGAAGCAGUCAAGUUCAGACUUGGCCACUAAGGAGCAGCAGGUUGGCACACCACAACGUCCUUUCCCGAAUUUGAGUGACAGCCAGGCAGCUCCCAGACGCCCUGGCCUGCGUGCAGCUCCAUCCCAUACCCCCAUCUGCCUUUGCGCUCACCCACAUUUACCUUUGGAAAACUGUUCCUGUCGCAUGUCUGAGCCCGUUGCUAUAGACACUGAAUAUCUCAAAAGCCCAAUGCAGCAGGAGGAGGAGGAAUCUAUUCUAAGGAACGGGACAUGUGCUGCCUCACUCUCUUGCAACUCUUCCGUUCUUAAUAUUGGAUUUAGAAACCCACCCGACUUCCCUUCAGGCAAGCAAAUAGCCGUUACCCUGCGAGGCUCGGUGGUCCAGCACUCUCCACCUGAAAUAACCGAACUAGCUCAGCCUGUGUUGCCACAGCAACCAGGCCGGGGGCCUAGCCCUUGCCUGUGCCUGCCUUCCAAUCAACUGACUUGUAUAUCCACUGAAGAAAAUAGCUCUUCCUCUCUUUCGGAAUGGGAUGGACCGCUUCUUUGUGCCCUGGCCGCGGCCUCCCACCUCCCUUCUGAGGGGCUGGUGGAUGCUGCGCUGCUGGGGACCUGUGUCAGCAUGCAAGACAGCAACUACGAAGCCCAUCUUUACUCUGUGCUUUGGCAGACACCCCAGCCAAACUUGCCCUGCAAGGAAGACAAUUCAGACUACCAGAACAGCUGUGCAGAUGUGACAAGAGCUCCCUUUGCUACUGUGGAUGCAUGGAUGAGCUAGGCUAGGCAUGGGCCAAAUUGGGCCCUUGAGGUGUUUUGGACUUCAACUCCCACCAUUCCUAACAGACUCAGGCCUCUUCCUUUUCUCCCUCAGCCGCUUAAGCGGCUGAGGGGGAAAAGGAAGAGGCCUGAGGCUGUUAGGAAUGGUGGGAGUUGAAGUCCAAAGCACUUGGAGGGCCGAAAUUUGCCAAUGCCUGAGCUAGGCUGUUCCUGUAAACAUCCAGUUGUUUGCCUCUCCGCAGUCCUCUGUCCUUUUCCAUGUUGGGUGAUUGAUUAGAUCAGUGGUUCUCAACCUGGAGUCCCCAGAUGUUUUUAGCCUACAUCUCCCAAAAAUCCCAGCCAGUUUACCAGCUGUUAGGAUUUCUGGGAGUUGAAGGCUAAAAACAUCUGGGGACCCCGGGUUGAGAACCACUGGAUUAGAUCAUUUGUCUUCAUCUACCCCAGAAAUGAACUGGAGGAUGCACUUUUUGGAGAUGUUAAGUAGGCACUCAAUGACCCUACUGCAACCGGAUGUGAAGGCGAUCUGGCUGCGACAUCUGUCACCCCAU